This is a messenger RNA of Hipposideros armiger (great roundleaf bat), 4190 nucleotides long. It is a transcript of the gene SEC24D, whose product is annotated as SEC24 homolog D, COPII component. The record is from RefSeq and is a predicted model, not a curated record. Gene Ontology annotation, biological process: intracellular protein transport; COPII-coated vesicle cargo loading; endoplasmic reticulum to Golgi vesicle-mediated transport. Bases 3 to 2573 code for a protein of 856 amino acids. Gene Ontology annotation, molecular function: zinc ion binding; SNARE binding. The transcript has 19 exons. Lineage: Eukaryota; Metazoa; Chordata; Mammalia; Chiroptera; Hipposideridae. Gene Ontology annotation, cellular component: COPII vesicle coat; endoplasmic reticulum exit site.
UGAUGAAGCCGGCAGGGCCUUUGGGGGCUGCAGCGCCCGGGGGGAUGUUGCCACAGGGCCCUCCGCCUCCUGGACCCCACCAGUUUGGCCAGAAUGGAGCUCAUGCCCAGGGUCAUCCUCCCCAAAGAUUUCCAGGUCCUCCACCUGUCAACAGUGCGGCAGCCUCCUAUUCGCCAUAUGCAUCUGCUGCACAGUCACCUUACCCUGCCCCCACUUCAUCCAUCUCCCAGCUGGGUGGUCAGCUCAACGCCAUGCACAUCAGCACCUGUGGUUCGGGCAUGGCCCCCCCCAGCCAGGCGCCCCCCGGCUCUCUGUUGGCGCCGUCUUUUCCGGGUCCCCCACGACCUCCGCAGCCAUCCAUAUUGCAGCCUGGGUCUCAGGUUCUCCCACCUCCGCCCACUGCAUUGAACGGCCCUGGCGUGCCACCCCUGCCUCCAGCAGCGCACAGGCAGGACGGGCUCCCCGGGCCCCCACCUCUCCCAGGACAGAGCCUGGGCCCUGGAUAUGCUCCGCAGUCGGCAGCCAACUAUGGUGCCCAGAUGCCAGGUGCGCAGCUCUCGUACCCAGGAGGCUUUCCCGGAGGGCCUGCACAGAUGGCAGGGCCACCUCCGCCCCAGAAGAAGCUGGACCCUGACUCGAUCCCGAGCCCAAUCCAAGUGAUUGAGAAUGACAGAGCCACCAGACUAGGACAAGUUUAUGUCACCAGCACCAGAGGCCAGGUCCCUCCCCUGGUCACUACAGACUGUGUGGUCCAAGACCAAGGCAACGCGAGUCCUCGGUACAUUCGUUGUACGACGUACUGUUUCCCGUGCACGUCAGACAUGGCCAAGCAGGCGCAGAUCCCACUGGCUGCCGUCAUCACGCCCUUCGCCACGAUUCCUUCCAACGAGACACCCCUGUACUUGGUGAAUCAUGGAGAGACCGGGCCCGUCAGAUGCAACAGGUGCAAAGCGUACAUGUGCCCGUUCAUGCAGUUCAUGGAGGGAGGAAGGCGGUACCAGUGCGGGUUCUGCAGCUGCGUCAAUGAUGUCCCACCGUUCUAUUUCCAACAUCUGGACCACGUUGGAAGGAGACUGGACUACUAUGAGAAGCCGGAGCUGUCGCUAGGAUCUUACGAAUACGUCGCUACUUUGGAUUACUGCAGAAAGAAUAAGCCUCCCAACCCACCCGCCUUCAUCUUCAUGAUCGAUGUUUCGUACAGUAACAUCAAGAACGGACUCGUGAAGCUCAUAUGUGAGGAACUGCAGACUGUGCUGGAGAACCUGCCCAAGGAAGAGCAACAAGAGAGUUCUGCGAUUCGAGUCGGUUUCAUCACAUAUAACAAAGUUCUCCAUUUCUUUAAUGUCAAGAGUAAUUUGGCCCAGCCCCAGAUGAUGGUGGUGACGGAUGUUAGCGAGGUCUUCGUUCCUUUGUUGGAUGGUUUCCUUGUCAACUACCAAGAAUCCCAGUCUGUGAUUCACAAUUUGUUGGACCAGAUUCCAGAGAUGUUCGCAGACUCCAAUGAAAAUGAGACUGUCUUUGCUCCUGUCAUCCAGGCCGGCAUGGAAGCUCUGAAGGCAGCAGACUGUCCUGGGAAGCUGUUCAUCUUCCACUCCUCCUUGCCUACCGCAGAAGCGCCCGGGAAGCUCAAAAACAGAGACGACAAGAAGCUGAUUAACACAGACAAAGAGAAGAUACUUUUCCAGCCUCAAAGCAAUGUGUAUGACUCGCUGGCCAAGGACUGUGUGACCCAUGGCUGCUGUGUGACACUCUUCCUCUUCCCCAACCAGUACGUGGAUGUGGCCUCUUUGGGCCUCGUACCGCAGCUCACUGGAGGAACUCUUUACAAAUACAGCAACUUCCAGAUACACUUGGAUAGCCAACAAUUUUUGAAUGACCUCAGAAAUGAUAUUGAAAAGAAAAUAGGAUUUGAUGCUAUAAUGAGGGUUCGUACCAGCACAGGUUUUAGAGCUACUGAUUUCUUCGGUGGGAUUUUUAUGAACAACACCACUGAUGUGGAGAUGGCGGCCAUUGACUGUGACAAGGCGGUGACUGUGGAAUUCAAGCACGAUGACAAACUUGGUGAAGACACUGGAGCCUUAAUCCAGUGCGCUGUGCUCUACACGACCGUCGGCGGGCAGAGGAGACUGCGGAUUCACAAUCUCGGCCUGAACUGCAGCUCCCAGCUGGCCGAUGUUUACAAGAGCUGCGAGACGGACGCCCUAGUCAAUUUCUUCGCCAAGUCAGCUUUCAAAGCAGUUCUGCACCAGCCCUUGAAGGUCAUCCGGGAAAUUCUAGUGAAUCAGACCGCCCAUAUGUUGGCAUGCUACCGAAAGAACUGUGCGAGUCCAUCUGCAGCCAGCCAGCUGAUCUUACCCGAUUCCAUGAAAGUGCUGCCGGUGUACAUGAACUGUCUGUUAAAAACCUGCGUGCUGCUCAGCAGACCAGAGGCCUCCACAGACGAGCGGGCCUACCAGCGGCAGCUGGUCAUGACCAUGGGUGUGGCCGACUCCCAGCUUUUCUUCUACCCGCAGCUUCUGCCAAUACACGACCCAGGCUCCACAGAUGAUCAGAAUGGCCGAGAGCGGCCUUGACCGCAGGCAGGCAGGCGGGCUGACAGACCAGCGUGACCCAGGACGCCUUCGCUGGGCGAGGACUAACUGUGCGUGUCCUCAGUUUCCUCGGCAGAGUCUUCUUCUUACUUGACAUCAGCCCUUCACUCUCAGAGGCCCCUGGGCCCUGUCAGCAGGCGCUUGUCCCCCGAGACCUAACAAGUUCAGGUUCAAAGUGAAGGAGAGGAGAGGGGAUGGCUGAUGGCUUCUUUCUGACGCCUAUCCUCAAACUCAGACCCAGGCUCUCAGUAACAGUGAGGCUAGAGUUAAAUUAGGCUGGAAAUAAAAAGCCAUCGAUGCUUUCAAUCAGUAUGGAUGUUAGAUGUAAAGUAUCACAAAUGAUUGAUUUUCAGAUAAAAUUGGAGGCUCAGCAAUCUAUAUGCAGAGACACUAGAGCUCUAAGCGACAAGAACAUUGUCACUCCUCUAAAAUCGCCAAGGUCACCGGUGACCGCGUUGCUAGACCCAGUGGGCAUCUGUGUCCUCUCCUCUGAUCGGCCGGCAGCAUCGCCGCUUGCUGCUCCCAGGCUCAGGUCCUGCAGAGCUUCCCUGUGACCAGCACUCAUCCCUGGGGGUCUCACCUGUCCUCGUGGCUUCCAGUGCCACAGAAACUGGCGAGUCCCGGGUUCCUGCCUCUGCCCUGAGCUCUGGGUGUAGCGGUCCCUGCCGCCCCCUAGCAUGUCCCCGGGGUAACGGGCAUCUUACCCCACCUCCCAGCCCACUCUCCUGUUGCCCCUCCACCUCCAUUCCCACUUCAGGCCGUACACCUCGCUGCCCCCCUUGACCACAUUCUUUCUCGUCCACCUGCAGUCGUGUCCACUCUCCUUCCAAGGACAUCCAGAGUCUAACCACCUCCCACCCCGUCUGUGAGCACCCAGCUGCAAGCAUAGCCCCCCCGUCCUGUUCCUGACUGCGGUCCCCGCCUAACAAGCCCCUCGCUCAUCCCUUUGCCUCGCCUUCAGGCAGUUUUCGGCACAGAAGUUGGGGUGCUCCCGUUAAAAUAAUUGUCUGCUCAUGUCCUGCUCUACUCAGGACCCUCGGGAUUUCCCGUUGCAGUACAAGCCUCCUCCCUGGCUCAGCGACUGGCCCAGAGUUGUCUGUACCCCCCACACACACACACACGCCUUCUGUCUGACCCCAGCUUUUGUGACGCUGCCCUUUCUCUCUCUGCCGCAGCCACACUGGCCUCCUUGCUGAUCCCUGCACAUCGCACAGGCUCUUGCCUCAGGAUCUUUGCCCCAGAUGCUCCGUCCCUCCUUCUGGAAUGCUCUUCUGCAGAUCUCCCCAUGCCUCUUUCUCACCUCCUCGGGUCUUUACUCCAAAGUUCCUUCUCAGCAAGCCUUCCCGUCGCCACCCUGUUGAUAUUGUGCCACCACCGCAUGACAGACCCUAUCCCACGUUCCUGCUUUUUCCCUUCAUCGCACUUCACACAGUCUAGCAUGCUGUAUAGUUUACUUAGUUUAUUUGUUGUGUCUUCUUCCCUCCCCAGAUGCAUUAGCAGUACAAGGAGGGAUGGCGGUACAGUGACUAGGAGUGCCAAGCCCUGGCAGGGCAGGAGGGGUGGGCAGGCGGCGAGGAGGGGAAGGGGAGCUAGGUUCCU